This is a messenger RNA of Arabis nemorensis, 807 nucleotides long. Lineage: Eukaryota; Viridiplantae; Streptophyta; Magnoliopsida; Brassicales; Brassicaceae. The record is from the annotation of a GenBank genome assembly.
AUGGCGAAUAGGACGGAUCCGUUGGCGAAGAACAUAAGAGGGACGAACCCGCAGAAUCUGGUGGAGAAGAUCGUGAGGACGAAGAUUUACCAGCAUACUUUUUGGAAGGAGCAGUGUUUUGGUCUCACGGCGGAGACGCUUGUCGAUAAGGCUAUGGAGCUUGACCACAUUGGUGGAACUUUUGGUGGUAACCGCAAGCCUACUCCGUUCCUUUGCCUUAUACUGAAGAUGCUACAAAUCCAGCCUGAGAAGGAUAUUGUCGUGGAGUUCAUCAAAAACGAUGAUUACAAGUUAGAUUGCAGCUAUAGGUUGAUUAUUGAGAAGGUUUACUCUCUUGGUUUCUGCAGGUAUGUUCGUAUACUUGGUGCGUUUUAUCUCCGUCUCACUGGAAGUGAUGUUGAUGUCUAUCGCUACCUUGAACCUCUCUACAACGACUACCGGAAAGUGAGGCAAAAGCUAUCUGAUGGGAGGUUUUCGUUGACACAUGUAGACGAAGUUAUCGAGGAACUUUUAACCAAGGAUUAUUCUUGUGAUAUUGCAAUGCCACGCUUGAAAAAAAGGUGGACUCUUGAACAGAAUGAUUUGUUAGAGCCAAGGAAAAGCCUGUCCGGUAUAGCUGAUGCUCGCGCAUCGUGUCUAGCAUUCAAUCUUAUGAAUAUCGGUAUCCUCUGUGGCAUCUCAAGCCAUCAGCAGUUACAACCAGCUUCCAAAAUUGAAACCGUGGAGAUCCUGCCAGGUUUCACUGUACUGACAGUGUACAGUGAGAAGUAUGAUGGAUCAAACAGUCUUACAAUAGCUUUACCCUGA